This is a messenger RNA of Aspergillus ruber CBS 135680, 1728 nucleotides long. RefSeq names its product methionine--tRNA ligase MSM1. The record is from RefSeq and is a predicted model, not a curated record. The coding region runs from base 1 to 1728 and encodes 575 amino acids. NCBI's taxonomy places the organism in Eukaryota, Fungi, Ascomycota, Eurotiomycetes, Eurotiales, Aspergillaceae. Gene Ontology annotation, molecular function: ATP binding; methionine-tRNA ligase activity. The transcript has 7 exons. Gene Ontology annotation, biological process: methionyl-tRNA aminoacylation.
AUGGCGUUUCCAAGGAGAGAAUUCCGCGCUAUUUCGUGGGCCUCCCAACUCCUGGCUUACAGACAGCCUUCGUGGAAAUGUGCCUCUUGCAGAAACGUCCGACCGGCCGGGUUGGGCUCUCCGCGCAGGUUUGCGACGACAACAGCGCUUCAGGAUGAACUGUCGAAGAAGAAGCCUUACUAUGUUACUACUCCGAUUUUCUACGUUAAUUCUUCUCCUCAUGUCGGUCAUUUCUAUACCAUGGUGAUCGCCGAUAUCAUAAAGCGAUGGCGGGUCCUUCUUGGGGAGGAAGACGCUCAGCUUUUAACCGGGACCGACGAGCAUGGAAUGAAGAUUCAACAAGCUGCUCUCGCAGCGGGAAUGGAUACCCAAGCUUUCUGCGAUAGGAAUUUCAAGACGUUCGAGGCCCUAGCGAAAGCCGCGAAUAUCGACAAUAACCAUUUUAUUCGAACCACCGACCCAGCACACAGGGAAGCGGUUCAUUACUUUUGGGAAAUGCUCAAUCACCGAGGCUACAUCUAUACUGCGAAACAUGAGGGGUGGUACUCUGUCAGCGACGAAACUUUCUACCCACCAUCGCAGGUGCAAAACUCAUUGGAUCCGUCUACCGGGAGAAAACGAAUGGUCUCCGUCGAGACCGGAAAGGAAGUGGAGUGGUCAUCUGAAACGAAUUACCAUUUCCGCUUGACUGCCUUCCAAGACCGCCUGCUCGAGUUGUAUGAAAACAACUUUGUCACCCCUGGGAACUAUGUGCCUGACAUCAUUAAAUCCGUCACUACGAAUCUCCAAGAUCUCUCCAUCUCCAGACCCGUCGAGCGACUGAAUUGGGGAAUUCGCGUUCCCGGCGACGAAACACAGACCAUCUACGUUUGGCUGGAUGCGCUCGUUAACUACCUGACCAAGGCGGGAUAUCCAUUCCCACCAGGUCAAGAAGGCCAAUUUGGAUGGCCAGCCGAUGUGCAUGUGGUCGGCAAAGAUAUCGUUCGCUUCCACUGCGUUUAUUGGCCGGCUUUCCUCAUGGCUUUGGAUCUUCCUCUUCCGCGUAAUGUUCUUGUACACGGUCAUUGGACCAUGAACCAUGAGAAAAUGUCGAAAUCAACCGGAAACGUCGUGAACCCCUUCUUUGCUAUCGAUCGCUUUGGCGUUGAUACGAUGCGCUUCUUCCUUGCAUACCAGGGAGGCUUCGAUGGAGAUUCCGAUUAUGACAACGCCUACAUUAUCAGGGAUUAUAAGAAGGUUCUUCAAAGCGGAAUGGGCAAUCUCGCACACCGCACAAUUGGUUGCGCAAAGGGGAAUUUGCGGUCGUACAUUAUCAAUGCCGCCACUGAUAAGCUCCCGCCAGCCACAGCUCUGGACCAAGAGCACCAAUCGUUUCUAGAGCAAAUUCCCAGCAAAGUGGCCGAACACAUGGAGAAUUUGAACCCUCGUUCCGCCCUGCAGGAUAUCGUAUCAAUUGUUGAGAAGACAAACAAAUACUUCCAUGCCGCGGAACCAUGGAAGGCCCGGCCAGAGUCGCAGAGGAUCCUCUACACCGUGGCGGAAUCGCUACGAAUCUCGGCCAUUCUAUUGCAACCGUUCAUGCCUAACAAGUCGCAAGAUCUGCUCAAUAUUCUCCGCGUAGAUAAUUCUAAGCGAAGCUUCACAGACGCCGGGUUCGGUUCCGAUGCAGAGUAUGGGGAAGGUAUCAAAAAGAGCAUCCUUUUUCCGCCCCUUGUCAUCGAAGAAUAA